Lobosporangium transversale is the source of this 1566-nucleotide messenger RNA. RefSeq lists its product as hypothetical. The record is from RefSeq and is a predicted model, not a curated record. Gene Ontology annotation, biological process: regulation of transcription by RNA polymerase II. Gene Ontology annotation, molecular function: DNA-binding transcription factor activity, RNA polymerase II-specific; RNA polymerase II cis-regulatory region sequence-specific DNA binding. The transcript is spliced from 3 exons. Lineage: Eukaryota; Fungi; Mortierellomycota; Mortierellomycetes; Mortierellales; Mortierellaceae. The coding region runs from base 1 to 1566 and encodes 521 amino acids.
AUGACAACAGUUGGAACGCUCUCCACGGAUCUCGGUCCUGGUAACAAUAGUCUUGCAGAUGUGCCAUUGGCACCUACCAACUCCAUUCCAUUGAUUGUCACAACUGCAGCUGACGAUACUAAAUCAGACAAGCUCGCGACUGCGCCUGUUGAUGGCGCUGGUAUUAAAUAUAUCCAAGCGUGCUCGAAAUUGGAUAUGGAGCCCAACCCAUUUGAACAGAGCUUUUUAGGAUCAGCAACAACAACAACAACAAACAGCGCGGUGGAAUCCACAAGUGAAUCAUCUAAGACUGUCUUACCGCCUAUUGCCUCCAUGUCUAAUCGGUUGGCGCCCAACACAGAUCAAUUUGGAUGGGACAAACCUUCCCUCCGUAUGGGACCCCUUUCACCCUCCAUGCUGGAGGGACCGCAGGAACCUGUCGUGUUUGAAAAGACGACUGCGACCAGUCUCCCAUUGAGUUCAGCCUACCCAGCAACCACAGCACCUAUCUCCACCAUGUAUACCUCUGGAGCACCCAUUGCCGAAAACGGCUUCCCAUUCGUGAGUAUGGCCGGUAAUAGCGCUGCGUUGAUCCAGCCUACGACUGGAGGACCUAUUCCACCUACCAUGUAUAACCAACAGCCACCAGUAACACAAAUGCCUUCUCAGCAUGGAGCCCCUGCUCAGCAGCGACACCCCCAGUCUUUUGGCCAUCCCAACAGCCAAACGCCUAUGAACGACCGUUAUAUGGCUCCACAUGGUGGGCAACAUCUUGAGAAUCCAAAUGGGUAUGGUAAUCUCCAUCUGCUUAGCCAAGCUCAGGCGACACAUCGCGAGAUGUGGAUUAAGCGGGAGAGCAUUGACGGGAAUGCCCAUCUCGUCCCUGGUCAGCAACCACCACAUCAACAUCAGCAGUCAUCUCAGCCAAACAUUACUGGGAUGCCAGUGGGUAACACUGCUCAGCAGCAGUUUUCAUCCAAGGGCAGUGCUCAGCGUAGCAGGAUGACUUCAGAGGAGCAUAGUGAUGAUUCUGAGCGCUCAUCAAAGCCGUCAAACGAAAGAUCAAGCAAGAAGCGAAGCGCCACUGAUGACAAAAUGGAUGAAGAAGAGAAACGAAGAAACUUUUUGGAACGUAAUCGUCAAGCUGCACUUAAGUGUCGCCAACGCAAGAAGCAAUGGCUGUCCAAUUUGCAGGCCAAAGUAGAAUACCUCACUACAGACAAUGAGCACCUUCAGACACAAACUGCGGCUCUUCGGGACGAAAUCAUUCAUCUCAAGGCUUUGCUCUUGGCCCACAAAGAUUGCCCAGUGGCCAGAGCCAACGGCGUAUUCCCUGAGACGAUCAGUGUCUCUUCUGGCAACCAUAGUCACAACCAUAGUCACAGUGGUAUGUCACAUGGAUCAAGAGGAGCAUCUGGUUCACAACCAUCAGGGUCCCACCCAUCACAUCCUCGCGGCGACGUUUCAAACGGAUCACGCGGAUCACUACCAGCUCAUAUGCAGACCGGUGGUGGUACUCGCAUGUCCAUUCCAUCUACAGCCGCGACCGCUGGAUCGGCCGUUUCGAGCGGUGGUGUACGGUAUUAA